AAAGCGGGGCGAGCUCGAGCCUCCUCCAUGCGUGUUCCCAAAGUAAAUCUCCACUUUCUGGGGAUGAGCUGAGGGGGGGUUGGGAGGUAACUUGCGGUCAUCCCUCCCUCUCUCUCUCUCUCUCUCUCUCUCUCUCUCCCUGCAGUCAGAGAUGCUGGAGGUUAAUGAGCCACACACCCACAAAUUAACCCUUUCCUCUCCUUCUGCAGGUUUUAAUUCAAUGAGGUAACGUGCUGGAGGGUAAUAUCUAUUCUCUGAGUGUGUUGGCGCGCUGUGUAAUAGAAAAAAAAAACAUUCUAGCCACGCCGGAAAUCUAGAAAAGAGGUUAAUUCGGUUGACUCCUCCCAGCGUUGCCAUUUAUCGUAUUAAUAAUCGCACCACUUCAGCUUCGCCUUAAAAGUGGGAGGGCUGCUCGAGAGCGCCGGAAAACCGCGAGGAGCUGUCUCCGUUACGCGUGGUGCUGAAAGUGCCACUCGCCGCAUAAUGUGGUCGGUCUUCUUUGUCUUUCUGUCUUAUCUGGACAGAAACUUCGUCAAGGGCGUCCUGGACGCAGAGAAGGAGAGCAAUGAGAUGUUCUCGCUGCUCAACGGCACAGUUUGCGCAAAAAUGUCAACAGUGGGGGAGAAUUUCCUCUACCAGGUGUCGGACGGAGCCGAGGUGGUGCGCUCCGUCGUCAGCCCCUCCGGAAAGCUCGUGAACUGCUCCGUCAUAGUGAACGAGAUGCAGGUGAAAUCGUUCGUGCACGAGUGCAGGUUGGGGUUGAAAGAGCAGAGAGCCGGGUGGCAGCUGGAGACGCGCUUUGCGCGCGCGGAUGAAGCCAAACUGAUGUGCCGGGAGUUUAAAGAGAAGUCCGAGCGCAGCGGCAGGGUGAAAAGGGGUGACAGCGAUGACUCAGUAAUGCUAAAAAGAUCCAAGAGGGGCUUCACUUAUCCCGGGACCCUGUGGUGUGGAGCCGGUAACAUGGCCGAUCACUAUGAUCAGCUGGGAGACUUUGCACAGACUGACAGCUGCUGCCGCACUCAUGACCACUGUCCUCAUGUCAUCCACGCCUUCUCCUCAAAUUAUGGCCACACAAAUUUCAAGUGGCACUCCAUCUGUCAUUGUGACUGCGAUAAUGCGUUGAAAAAUUGUCUGAGGAAAGUCAAUGAUACAUCGUCCAGAGUUGUUGGUCAGGCGUUCUUCAAUGUUAUUGGUGUACCUUGCUUUGAGUUUGUCUAUGAGGAACAGUGUGCAGAGCGGCACUGGUAUGGCCUGUGUAAACGAUACGAGAAGCUCCCUAUUGCUGUGCUGAAGGAGGCGGUCCCGUACGACUUUGGUGGUAUUGAUGUCAUUGAUGAGCUGACUUUGGCUCCUCCCAAGAUGAAAGAUUCCAAGGGAGGCGAGAAAGACGAAAAACCGGAGAGUACAACUCAGUCUAACAUGUCUGGACCUGAAGAGCCUUCGCUCACGAACGUAGUCACCGCUGCUGAGGACUUCAUCAAGGUCCUAGCUACUGUUUCCACCUCCCAGAGUUCCACCACCGACUCAGACAAAGGUGAGACGCAGAGCUCGGAGAAGAAGAAGAGGAAGAACACAGGAAAGAAGAAGAAAACCACCAAAAAGCACAAAGGAAAAGGAAAGGGGAGGAAGAGAAAGCAGAAAGCAGAGGCAGGUGUUAAAACAGAGGAAGGAGCUGCUGUUUCACCCUCUGGCAGCAAAUCAGGGGAAGUCAUCGCCUUGACUAACUUCAUCAGUGAAUCACACAAACAUGACCAGUCAAGUCCAAAGACAAACCACAUCAGUGACAAUGAAUAUGAGCUCGGUGGAAAAGAAGAGCCCUCCAAUGAAGUCAUGAAAGAUGAACCAGUGAUGGAUAAGGAGGCUGUUUCCACUACGUCCUCUAUGAUGAUCGAUAAGAAAGCAGCUAACAUGCUGAUAGAAGAAACCACUCUUUCUACAUCCACAAGCACAACCACUGUUAUUCCACAUAAAGCAAAAGACAGAGGACAAAGAAAGGGGAGUAAAAAGAAGAGCAAGAAAGUUCCUCCUCCUUCUUCUGAGGAGCUUGUAACGAUCACAACGGACAGCUUAAGUGACAUUUCUGUCCCCAACAUCAUUACCAUAACCCCAACAGCACAACCCGAGCAACAAAGCUUUGGGAGCGACACUGAAAAGCGACCUGUCGUCAGCACUGCCAACACCCCCAUUGUAAUCCCCAAAGUCAAAAGAAACAGGUCAAAGGAGAGGGGAGACAGAGAGAGGAGGAAAAAAAGGAGGAAAGUCAGCCCGGCUUAUCCCAUUGUGGCCGUUGCCCACGAAAAUUCCUCUGUGGACAGUCUGAAAGUGAUCCCUCUCAACGGGACACCCACUGUAACACCAGUCCCAGCCACAGAGCUACAGGUUUCUCACAGGCUGGGCAGUUAUGGAGGGAAAACAUUCAUCCACGUCACAGCUCUGAACUCUUCCUUUAGUGUUUUGAAAAGGCAAAGGUCAAAAGGGAGAGGACUGAGGAGGAGAAAAACUACUUUGCCCCUUUCAAGUGAAAAUGUGCCCCCUACUCUCACAACUCCAGACACAAGUAGUGCACUGACCAGCCCUGCAACCACUGCUGCUAUUAGUAGGCCUACGGAAAGACUAGAAACUCACAGUGAAUGGAAGCUUUUUACAACAGCCUCCCCUACCGUCAGUACAAAACGACACAGGCAAGCAAUCAGACAGCAGGGAAAGCCGAGGAAGAAAGUCACGCCUGCUGCCCUCAGCGACGGAGUUUCCAUCCCUGAACAAACUGAACAUACACCAAUGACAUUUCUGACCACGCCAUCCAAAGUCGCCACUGCUGAAGAGCUCAGUCUGCAGAGAUCUGAAAAGCCCUACACAACCACCUCAGCCACUCCCGCCAUGAGCCCGAUGCAGUUAUCUAUUGAGAGAGUGAAAGCACAGUUCAGCAGGAAGAAGAGGCGGAAAGCAGUGUUGUCCGUCAGACAACAAUGAGCCAUGUGGUGCAAGCAUAGCAGGAUAGGUUUAGGAAAAAGACAACUUAGCUGGCUAGGCUAGCUCCUGUUCAUCAAAUAAACCUGCUUCAUGAUGAGUUAAAUAAUACAUUAAAAUAUUUACUGUAUUAUCUUCUUUGGUACAACAUUUAAAUCACAGAAAGAGACAGAAAUCACAUUUGAUUGUAAUGUGAGAAUUAUGCUUUGUUUAUUCUGCAUGUCUGUAAUAAAAUUUCCAACUGAUUCUGAA
Lates calcarifer (barramundi perch) is the source of this 3219-nucleotide messenger RNA. It is a transcript of the gene proca1, whose product is annotated as protein interacting with cyclin A1. Gene Ontology annotation, biological process: arachidonate secretion; phospholipid metabolic process. The transcript is spliced from 4 exons. Lineage: Eukaryota; Metazoa; Chordata; Actinopteri; Centropomidae. The coding region runs from base 484 to 2970 and encodes 828 amino acids. The record is from RefSeq and is a predicted model, not a curated record. Gene Ontology annotation, molecular function: A2-type glycerophospholipase activity.